Mustela erminea (ermine) is the source of this 2850-nucleotide messenger RNA. RefSeq names its product arylsulfatase G (gene ARSG). The transcript is spliced from 12 exons. Gene Ontology annotation, molecular function: arylsulfatase activity. The record is from RefSeq and is a predicted model, not a curated record. Bases 598 to 2271 code for a protein of 557 amino acids. NCBI's taxonomy places the organism in Eukaryota, Metazoa, Chordata, Mammalia, Carnivora, Mustelidae.
AAUCAUUACAACCUGACCCUCUUACGAGAGUGACUUUACAAGAUAAGAAAUAUUCUUUGAGGCAUUGAAAGGAUUGCAAAAAGGAGGAAACCUUGCAGAAACAUGAAGCCGUCAACCAUCUGGAACUGAGAAACUCACUCGAGGCUGACUGCGGCUUCUAGAACGUCCAGGUGUUCUGCAGAUGGGAGAAUCGAUCCUGUACUCACCAGCUGGAGUCCCGAACACAGACGCACGGCUCCGGCGCCAGCGCUGACAUCCCCGAGUCCAGACGGGUCCUUUGCUAAGUGGCCAAAGAGCCGUUGUUGACACUGAGGGCUGACGGUCGCGCACACAGCCGGUCCCUCCCUCGGAGCUGCAGGGGGACAAACCACAUUCAGGGUUGCAAGUUUCCUGACUCUCUUGAAUGAGGAUUCCAAGUGGGGACUCAUUUCUGUAAGCUCACCACCCUUCUAGGGACCACCCCGAGCAGGACCACCACCACCGGUAUCUUCUUGCCAACUCUCUGCCCUGAACGGGAGCAGGAGGAAGCUCUCAGAAAAAUCUCUAGUUGUGGCCCACGGUCACUCCAGACAACUCUUACCCUCCCGUCACCCCACCAUGGGCUGGCUUUUUCUAAAGGUUCUGCUUGUGGGGGUGACUUUCUUGGGAGGCCUGUAUCCGUUUGUGGAUUUUUCCUACAACGGGGACACAAGAGGCCAGAAGCCGAAUUUCGUGAUCAUUUUGGCAGAUGACAUGGGGUGGGGGGACCUGGGGGCGAACUGGGCAGAAACAAAGGACACUGUCCACCUGGAUCAGAUGGCUGCUGAAGGAAUGAGGUUUGUGGAUUUCCACGCAGCUGCCUCCACCUGCUCACCCUCUCGUGCCUCCCUGCUCACCGGCCGGCUUGGCCUCCGCAACGGAGUCACGCACAACUUUGCGGUCACCUCUGUGGGGGGUCUGCCGCUCAACGAGACCACCUUGGCGGAGGUGCUGCAGCAAGUUGGCUACGUCACUGGAAUGAUAGGCAAAUGGCACCUCGGACACCAUGGCUCUUAUCACCCCAACUUCCGUGGUUUUGAUUACUACUUUGGAAUCCCAUACAGCCAUGAUAUGGGCUGCACGGACACCCCGGGCUAUAACCACCCUCCUUGUCCAGCGUGUCCACGGGACGAUAGACCAGCAAGGAACCUUGAGAGGGACUGUUACACCGAUGUGGCCCUUCCUCUCUAUGAAAACCUCAACAUCGUGGAGCAGCCCGUGAACCUGAGCAGCCUGGCACAAAAGUAUGCCGAGAAAGCUACCCAGUUCAUCCAGCAUGCAAGUGCCAGCGGAAGGCCCUUCCUGCUGUACCUGGGCCUGUCCCAUAUGCACGUGCCCUUAUCCAGAACGCACCUCUCAGCAGACUCACAGGGCCAGAGGCCAUACGGCGCCAGUCUCCGGGAGAUGGACAGCCUGGUGGGCCAGAUCAAGGACAAAGUUGACCACACAGCGAAAGAAAACACAUUCCUCUGGUUUACAGGAGACAACGGCCCGUGGGCGCAGAAGUGUGAGCUGGCAGGUAGCAUGGGUCCCUUCACUGGAUCGUGGCAAGUUCAUCAAGGGGGAAGUCCAGCCAAGCAGACCACCUGGGAAGGAGGACACCGGGUCCCCGCUCUGGCUUACUGGCCUGGCACAGUCCCCGCCAAUGUUACCAGCACCGCCUUGUUAAGUGUGCUGGACAUCUUCCCCACCGUGGUAGCUCUGGCCGGGGCCAGCCUGCCCAAGGACCGGCACUUUGAUGGUUUGGAUGCCUCCCAGGUGCUCUUUGGCUGGUUGCAGACUGGGCACAGGGUACUUUUCCAUCCCAACAGUGGGGCGGCUGGAGAGUAUGGAGCCCUUCAGACAGUCCGCCUGGGGCGCUACAAGGCCUUCUACAUCAGCGGCGGAGCCAGAGCCUGUGAUGGGGCCGUGGGGCCCGCGCAGCAUCACGAGCCGCCUCUGAUCUUUAACCUGGAAGACGAUGCUGGGGAAGCUGUGCCUCUAGACAGAGACGGUGCCGAAUACCAGGGCGUACUGCCCAUGGUCAGGGAGGUCCUCGCGGAUGUCCUCCUAGACAUUGCUGGUGACAACACCUCCAGAGCAGAUUAUACUCAUGAUCCUUCUGUGACCCCCUGCUGCAGUCCCCACCACAUCGCCUGCCGUUGCCAGAGUCCCAGAGCACCCGCCAGACCGAUUUCCCCCCAGGCAGAAGGUGUUAGGAAGCAAGGGCAAGUCCCAGCUCCAGCUCCAGAUGCUGUAAAACUAAGUCUCUGAAUAUUGUCCUGAAGCCACUGUGUUGUGCCCCCGGCAGCCCCUCCCGCGUGUGGUGGUCGAGCCAAGAGCAUUCGGACUUUGGAGCUAGAUCUGGGUCAAGCCCCGGCUGUGAUUCUCUGAAUCUGAGGAUGAAAGAAGGCGAUUUAGGAAAAUGCUGGCCACGUGCCCUGACACAGCACUUACUGUAUUUCAGUUUCCUUUCUCUGCACCCAGUUUGGCUGGUCGCUUUAGUAUAGGUUCAUCCCAGCUGGGAUGGAGGACACUGCUUCUCCAUCUUUAAUAUGCAUCCCUGUUAGCUGGGAGCUUGCAGAAGUGCAGACUCUGAUCUGUGGGUCUGGGGGUGGGGCCCAAGAGGCUCCAUUUCUGGGCGGCUGCUGGGGGAGACCUGAGUAGCCCCGACGCAGACUAGGACCGAGUUAGAGGUUUCCGGGUCUCAGCGCAGAAGAACCCACAGAAUCCAUGGCUCCGCUCGCCUCCCUCCUCCCGCUUUUAAAGAUCGGAGGACUGUAUUCUAAAGAUUUUAGGCAUCCUUCCUGCUUCCUAAAACCAGGAAGAAAUAAAGGUUGAAGACCUCAAAAA